AUGACUAGAAGGCGGGUGCACGUGAAAAUAAAUGACGGCGACAAGCUUCGAGCCAUUUGUAAAGGGCAAGGGUGUGAGUGGUAUAUAUACUUGAGGAAGCACGAAAUACACAACGGUCAUGAUUACGUUGUGAUGAAUAUGCAACGCGAUCACGCGCACACAUGCUCUCAGGUGUUGGAUUCGAAGUGGCUGACGGCAAAGUGGCUUGGUGAGCGUUAUAUGGAGAAGAUCAAAGCCAACCCUCACAUUCCACUUGCAGCUAUACGACAGUGUGUCGAUGAAGAUUUUGGCCUAAAGAUAGGUAGGAUGAAUGCAUAUCGGGCCAGAGAGCACGCACUGGAUGGCAUAUUCGGCUCUGCGGCAACCCAAUACAGAAACUUGUUCUACUACAAAGCUGAAUUGGAGCAGACGCACCCUGAUUCCAGCAUUCAUAUACAUUAUGAGAAUACGAGGGAUUCUGGCACUGUGGGCCUGAGAUUCGUGAGGUUCUACUGCUGCCUUGGACCAUUGAAAAAAGGAUGGAUGCAAUUAUGUCGGCCAAUUAUCUUCUUCGACGCUUGUUUCUUGCGAGGGAUGUACAGAGGACAGCUCAUGACAGCAAUGGGGAUUGAUCCCAACAAUGGCUGGUGGCCGAUUGCUUGGGGAGUGACUGAAGCCGAGAGUUAUGUCCAGUGGAAGUGGUUCGUGGAGUACUUGUCUGAUGACCUAAACUUGCAUGCAAAUGGGCCACGAUAUGUGUUUAUGUCUGACCAACAAAAGCAUAUUUACAACAAUUUCAAGAAGAGAUUUGUUGGAGAAAAUUUCAAAGAACAAUUGUGGGAGAUUGCCUCGAGUACCACCCUCGAACAUUAUGUGGACAAGAUGAAUGCUUUGCAGACCGAGUAUCCCCAAGCACAUCAGUGGCUUUCUGGAGUUGCUCCAAAAGAAAAGUGGGUCAAGGCAUUUUUCUCUCCACACACUUGUUGUGAUGUGCUCCUGAACAACAUUUGUGAGACAUUCAAUUCGAAGAUUGCAUUGGCUCGAGAGAAAGUAAUUAUCAGCAUGUUGGAGGAGAAUCAAACAAGUCAAAUGGAAAGAAUUCAGUUCAGAGGCCAUUGGAUCAAAAGCUACACUCACGCAGUCCCUCCUGUUAUCAAGGAGCUUGUUGACAAGUGGUACGCGAGGGCGUCAUCGUGGAGGGCUACAUGGAACGGACAGUCUUCGUACCAAGUAACUGGGCCGUCUGGCCAAUAUGUAGUCAACAUGCGUGAUUUCACAUGCUCCUGCAGAUUGUGGCAGCUAACCGGAAUCCCAUGCACGCAUGCUAUCGCAACAAUCAACAAGAAUGGCGACGACGUGACGCGAUUCGUCUCCCAAUAUUAUUUGAAGUCCACAAUGAUCAUGCUAUACGAGAAUGUCCUUUACCCCAUCAAUGGGUGGACAAUUGGCCCAAGUCCACUUCUGCUGAUGCAUUAG
Salvia splendens (bonfire salvia) is the source of this 1455-nucleotide messenger RNA. RefSeq lists its product as uncharacterized. The record is from RefSeq and is a predicted model, not a curated record. Bases 1 to 1455 code for a protein of 484 amino acids. The transcript has 2 exons. Lineage: Eukaryota; Viridiplantae; Streptophyta; Magnoliopsida; Lamiales; Lamiaceae. Gene Ontology annotation, molecular function: zinc ion binding.